AUGGCAAGUGGAUAUCAGUUAGUGAUCCGUGAAGUGUACACUGGUUCUGCUCUAGCGACAUGUCCCCCUGACCUUCUGGCAAUCUACUCAUCCGCAACAUUACAGAACUCGGACGCGUCUACAACCUGCACCGGACACUCCUAUGAUGGCUGUACUCAUAAACUCACGUUCAAAUUUUCAUACCAAGCAUGCGCUUCAAGCCUGGCGUUUUCAACAUCGGGUGAUUUCUACUGCCUCCAUUACCAGACCAGCGGUCAGACUACAUACACCAUCACCUGGAACAAUGACACAGUCGUCACCGGAAGUAGUACCUACAGGUCAACCUGCUACGCCACUCGGACUGUUGGCUCAACACUGUACGUGACAGAAUAUCCCGGGUUUUGCGAGUAUCCCAAUCAAACGAGUACCUAUGUAAUGAGCCCAGGGAUUAAAUAUACUUUGUCAUCACAGACGGAGACAUGUGUGACAAUAAAAGAAGGUGGAAGCAGCGGUUUCUACUACUUUCUGAUCGUCCUAGGGAUUCUCGUUAUCGCUGCUGUUGUGUUUAUCGUUCUCGUUAUGGUUGUCAAAUACAAGAAUAAAAUUCGAAUGAUGGAACUGGAGGUUUACACAAAAGAAUCAGCUACACGGCCGAACACAUCGGACGGUAAAACUGUCGGAGAGAGGAGUGAACAAACUCCUAAACUUCCUCCAAUUUUCCCCAACAAACCUUUAGUACAGUCAAAUGAACCAGAGAAACCAGAUGAAGAAGAAUCUAAACCAACGACUGUGGAACCCUUAUCUCCAGAAAAUACAGUGCAGGAAAGAAAUGGGGACGCAACAUCUGGCGGAGAUGAAUAAAGUAGCCUUAGGUCAAUCAACAAUGUCGUUUAGCUAGAUUAUCUUGUUAUUCAUCAUAUGCAUUAGUCCAUAUUAAUCACGCCACCGUCAUUUCCAUGAUAAGAGUGUCCAUGUCUAAACUAUUAUUGUUAUUCAUACUACGUGUAAUAAAGACCCGAGUCCUUG
Messenger RNA from Ostrea edulis (European flat oyster), 1005 nucleotides. RefSeq lists its product as uncharacterized. The record is from RefSeq and is a predicted model, not a curated record. The coding region runs from base 1 to 840 and encodes 279 amino acids. The transcript has 7 exons. Lineage: Eukaryota; Metazoa; Mollusca; Bivalvia; Ostreida; Ostreidae.